CUGCCAGCUAUGGCCCAUUCCAAAAAUGGCAGCAGUUCCUAUCAGAGCAAAGUGGAACUUUCCUGUUUUUCUCCAGAUUUAUUCAACUGCCGGGCAUCUUUUUCGGUCUACGUUGUUUUUCUUAGUUUAACUAAACAUUAGCGGUCCGGCGAGGGUUCAGACAGCCACCUCGGACCGAGUGGCUCGGCUCGGGGUGUCGUGUUCGGUCGGGAGAUCACCGGGCUUCCCUCGAAGUUGACGCGGCUCUCCUUUCCACAGCCUCCCCUGACAACAGCCCGCUAAACGCGGAGCAUUGAGCCGAGGCUGGAUAUCGGCGGUAGCUAGCUAAUUAGCAUACCGAUCGCAGACAGACAAGCCACCGGCGUCGUCAGUUUUUCCUUUAGCGGGAAGCCUUCAAGGCAGCUCGGAGAUCCAGGAGACGUGUCGCGUCACUUGUCAGUGGAAACAGAUCUGUGGUGUUAGAUGUCAGCAGCAGUCAGAGUCACACCGACUUUAUUCUGCUCAUAUCAGUUAUCGUAGCCAAUCACAUGGAGAAGCUCCAGGAUUUGGGCCAAUCAGAGCUACAGGAGCUCCUGGACAACCCAGAGAGGGUGGAGUCUAUGGCUCUGGAGUCUGAUGAGAUUCAGAAUAUCCAGCUGGAGCGAGAGAUGGCGCUUGCCUCCAACCGCAGCCUGGCGGAGCAAAACCUGGACAUGAAACCUCGUUUGGAGUCUCUGAAGGAGGCGCUGGUGGCCAGAUACUCUCAGCUAGAGGCCGUCAGGGAAACCUACAGACAGCACUGCUCCCAGAGAGACGGGAUGGUGGGUCAGGUCUCUCCAGAGGCCUUCUUCUCCAGACUACAGACAGAAAGUGAAAAAACCGAGUCUGAGUCCGAGGUUCUGGCGGACGAGUUCCUGGAAGGAUCUCUGUCUUUGGAGUCCUUCUUUGAGCGCUUCCUCCUCCUGCGCUCCCUCGCUCACAAGAGACGGGUGCAGAUGGAGAAACUCCAAGAGAUCCUGCGACGGAGGGACAAGAGCAAUCCCACUGCCAUGAGUUCAUCAGCAGGCGUCGCCCCUAACCCCGCCGCCACGCCCUCCUCCUGGAACCUGCCCACCACGACGGCCACCGCCACGAAUCCACAGCAGCCAAACUCCAACCCUCAGUCCUCCAGCUACCCGAACUCCUCUCAGUCCGCCUCCUCGUCUGCGGUGGGAGCCCCUGGGCUUCCAUACAGCCCGUACCCCGCCUCCCCUCCUAACCGUCCCCCUGUGGCGGCGGCGGCGGCGGCAGCAGGGCCGAUCCCAAACACUCCUCCAUCACAGUUCAGUCCGUACCCGGCUGCAGGCUACUCUGGGCCCAGACCUGCGUUCGGGCCUCCCUCCUCCGUCGCCUGCCCCUACCCGACCCAGCACCCGUUCCCAGCUCCACACCCUGGCUCAGCGUUUGGUCAGUACACCCCCAGCCACCCCCCCAGUGGCCCCGCCCCCUACCCAGCCUCCUACAGCUACGGCGGCUACAGCUACCCAGCCGGGCCGGCGUUUUCCUCUCCUCAGUCUCCACCAGGGAAGCCCAUCUACAGGGCGGGCUACGGCGUUCCCCAGCCGUACUCCUGAAACCCCGCCCCCACUGCCACCCCAUCCCCCCCGCCCUCCCUGAGGUUUUUUCUUUUCCUCUACGCUGCUUCCUCCACAAUCCACUCCAGAGGUCUCUUGCUUUACUUGACUUUGUUGCACUAUUUCAUUAAAUCAGUCUGAAGCAUGCCCCCCCCACACUAGUCUCAGGUCGUUUCAUUGCUUUGAGGUGUUGAGGCGCUCCUCUCCCUCACCGUCUCCCCCCUCAUCCCCCCCUGUUGAAGUGAUGUUCUGUCGUAACACUAAGAACAAUGUGAUCCUCACGACUGUCCGCUCCACCUGGAUGUUUCACUUCUGUCACCGAGGAAACUAAAGCAGACGGAGGAGGAACCUGAAGCAAAGCGUCUCUGUUUUCCUUAUUUUCUCCAUUUCAAUGCAGCUCGGAGUCGUCCUGCCGUCUGAUUGGCUCCCCAGCAGCAGGCGAAGGCCUUCAUGCAAUAGCUGGUGUUCAGAUGGAGCUUCGUUCUGUUGGUGGAAACCAAAGAAAACUUAGUUAACUUAUUUUCCAUCAGCUCUGAGCUACAAUCCAUCUUUGUUUUCUUCUUUUUCUCCACUGAGGGAAUCAUUCUCUGUCGUUGUUGUGUUUAAGUUAAGCCUCGUUUAAAGCAACCUAAGCUGACCACAUUAUGGAGGCCUAGAUGGAAGCUUCACUGGUCGGAGCUGGUUGGGUUCCUGUGGUCAGACAUGGUUCCUGUUAAUCUGGAAAUGAUCAGAACCUAUAAUCUGUGCAUCACACCAACUCUACUGAUUUAUAGGCAACAUCUAAAAUCCACUCUGUGUGAGAAAAUGAACUGUUUUAGAUAAAUACCGGGACAUCCUGCCUUGGAAGCUCCUACCAGCUCCCAACUGCAGCUGAAGGAGAUGCUAGGAUGUGGUUCUACGUAGCGCUGAGCUUCACCAUUUAUUCAGAAACGGGGACGUGUCUCUAAAACUUGGUGCUCUUAUCUGUUCGGGUCCAUCAGGAACCACUGAACUAAGAAAACUGGAGACAUUUCUUUCCAGUGUUGGGAGGGAAUUUAGCUCUGAAUCUGUUCCAGUGAUUCAGCUGAUGGUGGUGCUGAUGAUGGGAGCUGUGGGGGUUCUAAGCUCCUGGGCUGUUUGGAUGAUCAGGUUCCCUUAGAUCCAGCCUGGAGGUCAACCAGAGUAGCGACCUGCAGGAGUCGGGCGCCGCAAGUUGGUCCCAACCAGAGGUUAAUGAGGAGUUUAAGUCGUUUGCUCCUAAACUUCUGGUUUGAGCUUUUUUUUUUGUUCUUAUUGAAGAUCAAGCAAAUGAAGAACAGUUUCCUAAAAUGAAAAAAAGCUUGAACUGACGGUAGAUGUCCGGAUCUGAAAACAUCCCAUAAAACAUCAGUAAUAAAUACAGCAUGUGUUCCUGUGUAACACCGUCUAUCCAAAUAAUAGGACUGGAAGGAAAAAGAU
Cyprinodon tularosa is the source of this 3029-nucleotide messenger RNA. It is a transcript of the gene vps37c, whose product is annotated as VPS37C subunit of ESCRT-I. The record is from RefSeq and is a predicted model, not a curated record. The coding region runs from base 528 to 1592 and encodes 354 amino acids. Gene Ontology annotation, cellular component: ESCRT I complex. The transcript has 5 exons. Lineage: Eukaryota; Metazoa; Chordata; Actinopteri; Cyprinodontiformes; Cyprinodontidae. Gene Ontology annotation, biological process: protein targeting to vacuole; protein targeting to membrane; ubiquitin-dependent protein catabolic process via the multivesicular body sorting pathway.